AUGUCUUCAUUGACGGAGUUGUUGGCCAAGGGUCUCUCACACGCCGGCCGUCGCUACGUGGCCGUGCGGGGAGCGAACACUGCCAAUGGGAACUUCGGUACAGUCUUCAAGUGCACCGUUGAGAAGAACGGGGUCGUACUCCCGGGAUAUGUCGCCGUUAAAGUCACUGCGUGGGGAUCAGGGAUCUUGGACCGCAAGACCGUUCUGGCCGAGAAGACGGCUCUCGAGACGAUUGGGCCUCACCCUGGUAUCGUUCCCCUCGAGGACAGUUGGACCGACGAGAAGCGCUGCGAACUCUAUUUGGUCAUGAACUUCUACGAACACGGCACUCUUCUCGACUACUCCAAGACGUAUCAUGUUGACGACGCGAUGCUAUCGUCCAUUCAUCGGCAGUGUCUGGACAUCAUCGAGCACAUCCACGGCCAGGGAUUCGUCUUUCUCGAUGUCAAACCCGAGAACAUGCUGCUGGAAAGCAUUAAUCCGCCGAAAUUGAUCCUAGUAGAUUUCGGCAGUGCGCGUCCCGUCGACCAGCUACGCUCUGGCAAGAUCCCGGCGACCGACUUCUACGCCGCCCCUGAGCUGCGCAAUCCGGCUCUCAGGUCAGACGCCGACGCGAAUUGCGACUACUACGCGUGGUUCAUGAGCUUAUAUUACAUGAUGGUGCUUCAGGAUCCCUCGAACGACGGCAAGUAUUGUUGGGAAGUCAUGGACCCGGUCCGCCACCCUCACAAGCGGGAUUUGGUCUUCGAGCUCAUUCAGGGCCACACCACAGAUUCAUUCCGUGGAUUCCUUGUGUCGAUGAUCCUCUGUGACCCUGGUAGCCGGAAGUGGCAUAUGACCGCGCACCCUGGUCCGUGGGUAAAGGAGCAUCUCCCUCAGCCUGUUAUCCCGGCGGUUCCUGCGACUCUCUCUGUCGUGCAGCAUGAGCAUCCUACGGAAGCCGUCUGGCCUGCACCGGAGAGCUUCCAGCUUUUCGGCCCUGCGAAGGCGGCGACGGCGACGGCUGGGCCCUCCAACUCGACAUCUGUGCGGGGCCCGUCUGUCAAACGCGCGAGCGUCGACAAGUGCCUGGAGAAGCAGAAGGCUGGCAAGAGCUCGGGCGUGGGCUCGACGGCAGGCAAGCGGGCGUCCUGUGCUCGCAAGAAGGCCGUCAAGGGCCGCGCAGCGACUCCGGGAUCGGAGCCAGAGGGUGGUCCGGCUCAGGCAGUUCUGAAGCUUAGGGCCGGUCGUGUCCGUAAGUGUUACAAGUAUUAG
This is a messenger RNA of Peniophora sp. CBMAI 1063, 1254 nucleotides long. The record is from the annotation of a GenBank genome assembly. NCBI's taxonomy places the organism in Eukaryota, Fungi, Basidiomycota, Agaricomycetes, Russulales, Peniophoraceae.